This is a messenger RNA of Rhizopus microsporus ATCC 52813, 844 nucleotides long. Its product is annotated as 4-dihydrotrisporin dehydrogenase. Bases 88 to 792 code for a protein of 234 amino acids. The record is from RefSeq and is a predicted model, not a curated record. Lineage: Eukaryota; Fungi; Mucoromycota; Mucoromycetes; Mucorales; Rhizopodaceae. The transcript is spliced from 3 exons.
UUGGGGCGGCUUAUGUCUCCGACCGCAUAUAAAUACGUCUAACUUACAUUCUAUUGCAUUAGAUUAAUCUUUUAUUGUUAUUAUUGAAUGUCUACCUACGUUAUCACUGGAGCUUCCCGAGGUCUUGGUCUUGAAUUCGUAAAGCAGCUCUCUGCAAAGGACAACACCGUAUUCGCCUGUGCUCGUAACCCUGAUCAAGCAGAAGAACUAAAGAAGUUGGUUGACAAUAAAAAGGUCUAUUCUAUCAAACUUGAUACAACAAAUGAACAAUCAUUAAAGGGCGCAGUUGAUGAGAUCUCCAAGCAUGCUCCUAAUGGUAUUGACGUCUUGAUCAACAAUGCAGGCAUUGCCUUAUCCAGAAAAACCAUCGAAGAAACGGGCAAAGAUGAGUUAAUGAAGACAUUUGAAACCAACGUCGCUGGUGUUGUCGAGACUACAAAUGCCUUCCUGCCUUUGCUUCGUAAACGCGGCAAAGACCAUACCAAGAAGAUUGUGAACAUUUCAUCUCUUCUCGGUUCUGUCGGACUCUGUGAUUCGAAAUUGGCUGCUGCCUAUAGAGUUUCUAAGAGUGCUGUGAAUAUGGUUACCAAGCUACAAUCACUUCAAUUCGCUGAAGAGAACUUUAUUGUAUAUUCCGCUCAUCCUGGUUGGGUUCAAACAGAUAUGGGUGGCGCUGAUGCUCAUAUUACGCCAGAUGUAUCCAUCAAGGGAAUGCUAUCUAAGCUUGAAAGCGCUACCUCAAAGGAUAACGGUGGCUUCUUCAGCUAUACAGGAGAAUCAAUGGAGUGGUAAUUUAAAUAAAGCAAAUGUGUAUCCUUGAAAAGCACGCAUUUUUAAAAGCAGG